Messenger RNA from Phytophthora nicotianae INRA-310, 1782 nucleotides. RefSeq lists its product as hypothetical. The transcript is spliced from 4 exons. Bases 72 to 1592 code for a protein of 506 amino acids. The record is from RefSeq and is a predicted model, not a curated record. Lineage: Eukaryota; Oomycota; Peronosporomycetes; Peronosporales; Peronosporaceae.
GGCCGAAAUUGUGGCGCCAUUUUCAUUUUACCACAUUUGCAAUUGAGACUUGAUUGACAACAGUAUUGAUCAUGCGCACGCGCAUCUGGGAGGACGCUGCCGCCAUGAGCGUUGUGAGCGUACUGGGCUUCAUUAUGAACGAGGAUGGCGAGGUCGUGGGCUCGGAGCGCACACAGGUGCUGUGCAAGCUCAUGCCGUCCAUCCACACGCUGUCGCACCGCGCAAUCCUGGCGCUGCUUAUCACGCAGCUCAGCGACGCGGACGCUCAAGUAUUCUACGCGGAAGGUGGGCUGAAGGUGCUGAAUGCGUGGCUGGUAGACGGUACCACCCGACGCGAAGGUGGGCUUUCCAAAGAGAAGAAGCGCACCGAGAUGUAUUCCCAAGUGCGCGCAUUGCUGCGGAUUCUAGAUGUGAAUGUGCAAACGGACGCACAACGGAAGCAGAACUCAUACCUUACAGGCACGUUCGCAAAGGUUAUUGAGCUACUGGACAAUGCGGGACCAGAGUACGCGGCCGAGUGGAGUCGAUUGAACAUUUACCGUCGUCACUUUGAAAGCACUUGCGGUGUGCCCUCAACCGUCAAAGAUGGACGCAGUGACUCCCGACGAUCUUCCAAUAGCCACGCGAAUGGCAAUGGCUCUCGCAACGGCAAGACAGCCAGUGAUAAUUCAACGCAGCACUCUUUCCUGUCUUCGACGUCUUCUACUACCACGUCGACGUCUAGUGCUUCAGCACCUCGAAAACCUUCCACUUCGGGAUCAUCGACUGGGCUUUCUUCCACAACAUCUUCCAGCACUAGCACAACUAGUAGCAGCCGGAUUGCACCUUCCUCAGUGCUGCAAUACCAACCCAAGUCAUUCCUGCAGAAAGAUAAUGGCUCCAACAAGCAAGAUCAAGAUGAUUUCGAGGAAUACGUGGAAGAUGACGAUGAAGAGAUGCUGCUGGCCGACGAAGGCGUGAUCACUAAUGUGAACCAAGCAGCGUUGAGUGCUUCUCUGGAACAAAAAAUCCGAGGAAAUGGACACGACAUGCAGUACGGAGAGCGCUCGCCAUGUCGGAAGUGCAAGCGCAUGGUCUCGAAGCGUUGUACUCACUGUGAGUACUGUGCCAAGUGCGGACAGAAGGACAAGUGCGAGCCGAUUAGUGUUACGCCAGCAGCACAGUCUUUCAGUGGUGAUGGCAACGGUACGAAGACGGCAGGAACGAGCAUGGGCGCUAAGUCGCUGUCCGUGAAGGACCGCAAUGUGCAAGUGCUCGGCUCGGUGAUGGAUGCGGCUAUCUACCAUGCCUUCCGCCAGGAGGAUUUCCACUCAGUGUUUAGUCUGAUCCAGAACGGCAUGGACGUGAAUUUCCAGCGAGUUGAGUCUGAUCACUCGUCGGCGUUGAUGGCGGCUGCACACCACGGCCGCGACGACGCUGCCUCCAAGCUGCUGAGCCUUGGAGCGAACCCGUGUCUUGAAGACCAUACAGGCAACAAGGCGUGGAACUUUGCUGAGCGACGAGGACACACAGAGCUGAUGGAAAAACUGAAAAAAUGCUGCGAGGAAUGGGAAGCGAAACACAAGGAUGGAGAUGUUGAAAUGCAGUCCUAAAAGAUGUGCAUUAUUCAAGAAAAGUCUCGCGAUAAAUCAACUAGUAAGGACGAAACAAAGCGAGAGAUUUUUUGUUGUACUCAUGCUCAGUCAGAUCAUCUUUCUUUAUGUUUUAUUUGAGCUGGGCGUACCUUGCUUUCUUGACUUCUGUGAGGUCAGAACUUCCAGUCGGGGUUCACGUCCAUAGCCC